AUUAUGUCAGUACAAUUUUAAACAAUCACGAGUGAUAACAUAAAAAUCAUCAGCUUAAGCAAACAAUGAGCCCGUUUACGAUUGCUGCUAUUCUUUCCACUUUGGCUUUGUCUGUCAAUGCCGGUUUGGCGCCAGUUGCCCCCGUUGCUGCAUCAUUAACAUAUGCUACUGCUCCUUACGCUGCUCCGUAUUUUGCGGCUCCCGCCGCCUACACAAGUCCCUUUAUUGCUAAAACUUUUGCUGCUGCCCCUGCUUUCGCCGCACCGGCACCUUAUGUAACUGCACCGGUUGCCAGAGCUUUUACUGCCGCCCCCGCAUCCGUGAUCGCCACUAAUCCUGCUUCAAUUGUCGUUAAAGCCGCGCCCGUUUUAGCUGCCCCUUCAGCUCCUUUAGUUGCGGCUGCCCCAGCUCCAGCAGUUUUGGCCAAAGCGGCCCCAGUUGUUGCAGCCCCAAUUGCAGCUGCACCACUUAUAACAAAGGCCGCUCUUGCUGAACCUGAAGUUGUAGAUGCUCAUCCGCAAUACAAAUUCGCCUACGAUGUUCAGGAUACUUUAACCGGCGACUCUAAAACUCAAGAAGAAAGCCGUGAUGGUGAUAUAGUGCGCGGAUCUUAUUCUCUUAUUGAACCUGAUGGCUCUCGACGCAUUGUCAACUACUACGCUGAUCCUGUCAAUGGUUUUAAUGCCGUCGUUCAAAAGGAUGUGCCUGUAGCCGCCGUAGCCCCGAUUGUUGCUGCCAAAACUAUAGCUGCACCGCUCGCAGCUGCACCAGCUCCUUUAGUUGCUGCUGCUCCAGCUCCGGUUGUUGCCAACACAUUCAACGCUCCCAUUGUUGCCUAAAUUUAACUCCUACACAAUCGAUCAAUUAUUAGUGAUGAGAAAUCGUAGCUAACACCAGCAUCCUAACCAUUUAUACUUUUGUGCUGUCUUGUCUGAUUCCAAAUUACUUAUACUUAUAAAUCUUCUUAUGCACCGCCUCUCUAUUCCUUGCCAUCGAAAAUAAACAUCGCUUUAAGUAGGAGAAACUAGUCAUUUUUAUGGAUCAAAUUAACCCUUCGACCGAUGCUGGUAAACAAGAGCAACUGCUAAGCGAAGUCUCAUUGUAUAUAAUUAUACUUAUUGCUGCUUCUUGUAGAAAUUUACUUUCAUCAAUAUAACAAAAUAAAAAAAUUAAGAUAAAAAGGCAAAAAA
This is a messenger RNA of Glossina fuscipes, 1190 nucleotides long. It is a transcript of the gene Cpr64Ad, whose product is annotated as cuticle protein 21. NCBI's taxonomy places the organism in Eukaryota, Metazoa, Arthropoda, Insecta, Diptera, Glossinidae. Bases 66 to 839 code for a protein of 257 amino acids. Gene Ontology annotation, cellular component: extracellular matrix. The record is from RefSeq and is a predicted model, not a curated record. The transcript has 2 exons.